Molecule: messenger RNA, 923 nt
Organism: Lucilia sericata (common green bottle fly)
Lineage: Eukaryota; Metazoa; Arthropoda; Insecta; Diptera; Calliphoridae
Product: transmembrane protein 50B
Exons: 4
Coding region: 126-584 (152 amino acids)
Biological process (GO): protein targeting to vacuole; late endosome to vacuole transport via multivesicular body sorting pathway
Source: RefSeq, a predicted model, not a curated record
CCGUCACUGACAGUCAGCCACCGACGACGUUAAUAUUUGUCGGCGCCGAGGUCAGGUCAUUAGUCAACAACAAAGAGAAAAAAGUUUUGCAAAUUUUUAGAAUUUUCAUUAAUAUUUAUUAAAAAAUGAGUAUAUUGGAAAAUAUUAAAUAUUGGUUUACAUCGGAAACGGCCCGCAACAAAAAUUCUUCACUAAUUGCUGGUUUAUUGUUCUUUGCAGGAUGGUGGACAUUAAUCGAUGCUAUGUCUGUCGAUGAAAAACAUCAAAUAACUACGGGCCAAGUUUUUAUUGGUGUCUUUGGUACGCUAAGUUUCUUUAUGGUUAAUACAGUAAAGAAUUCGCAUAUAUCUGAGGAUAACACAUCGGAAUCUGGUGCCAGAGUUGCAAAAAUUUGGCUUUUAAUAGGUUUCGUUAUGGGAUUUGCCUCCAUUAUUGCUGCAGUUUGGGUAAUGAUUGAUGAUUUCAUCAACAAUCCUAAAAAAGACUCCAGCUUAGGUGUGGCUUUGCUUAUGCAAAAUUUUCUAAUAUUAUUUGCCAGUCUUACCUAUAAAUUUGGACGUGAUGAGGAGGUCUGGGCUGAGUAAAUAGUAACAAAAAUGAAUAAUGCGAAAUUAUAUCUUUAAAUAAUACAACAUAACCAAUCAACAUUUUAAAAAAAGUCUAUUUAAACUAAUUAACUGUGCAUCUAUUUAAAUAUUACUAAGUUGCAUAUUAAAUCACAAUAAAACUAAUAUUCAUGUAAUCUCACUAUUGUAAUUGGCAAUGCCCUGGUAGUAUUAAAAAAAAUUAAGCUUAAACAAAUUUAGCUCUACAUAAUACAACUAAAACUUAAAUUUGAAUAAAAAAGUCAUAAUGGAAUUUAAGACAAUUUGUGCAAAUACAAAUAUAAAAUAAUAAAAGUAAAAUUGUAUUCGAGCAACAUA